Messenger RNA from Coffea arabica (coffee), 588 nucleotides. The record is from RefSeq and is a predicted model, not a curated record. NCBI's taxonomy places the organism in Eukaryota, Viridiplantae, Streptophyta, Magnoliopsida, Gentianales, Rubiaceae.
AUGGCAGCAGCAGUAGUUUAUGGUUUGUUCGAUACAACAACUAGAGGCCCUUUCUACAACAGUGUUCUCGUGAGGGCACAACAAAUCUACAUGCAAGCUACUGCUCUACCGGAUGAGGAUCAUCCUGAAAAUAUUCCACCACCACAGGAGAGAAUUCAACACGGUGGCCACGGUAAUAUUCUUCAAGCACAUGAAUUUGAUGGUUAUGAUGAUGACGACGACGAUGAUUAUGAGUAUGAUGAUUUACAUGGACAACUGGUCCAACUUAAUAAUGGGGAGAUUGUCAGGCUUGGGGAUGCAUUUGCUGUAAUCUAUGAAGAUUUGGGCCAACAAAGUAAUCUGUACCAAGAAAUAAUCUCAGAGCAUCUGCAAACUAUAAAGUACCAAAAACUUGCUAAGCAAGACGAAGAUAAAGAUGAGGCGGAUGAACUUUGCGUAAUAUGCCAAGAUGGAUUUGAAAGCGAAGACAUGUUGGGAACUCUAGGAUGCCAACACGAGUUCCAUGCCGAUUGUAUAACCAGAUGGUUGCAAGUGAAGAAUGUCUGCCCAAUCUGCAAGCGCAUGGCAGUUCAUCAUCAAGGAAACUAA